Molecule: messenger RNA, 1185 nt
Organism: Cooperia oncophora
Lineage: Eukaryota; Metazoa; Nematoda; Chromadorea; Rhabditida; Trichostrongylidae
Source: the annotation of a GenBank genome assembly
AUGGACGAACUGUUGGUGGUAAUUCAUGACCGGGCAGACCAUUCAAAACGAUCGCUUUCCAUACCGUUUUCUCUGAAUGACACAGUCCAAAGUAUUGAAGAAAAGAUUAGUACAAAAACUGGAAUACCACCAGAUUUGCUCAAGGCAAGUGAAUAUUGCUUGAAUGUCGUGCUAUGUGGACGUGCAUUAGAGCGGACGACAUUUUUGAGGGAUCUUCUGUUAGGACCAACGACGUCUCUCAUUGUCUUCGUUGAAAAUCGCCAGUCUUCAACAUUGUCCACGAACGCCUCUGCUGGGGACACUCCAUUGGUUCGUAAUACACCGGAGAUUGGGUCGUUCUAUGUAUGGUGCAAAAAAUGCAAUGACGUCCAGCGGGCUAAACUUCGGGUCUACUGCAGCGAAUGCUCUUCGUCUGCUUUGUUGGUGAAGAGAGAGCCGUCGUGUUGGAAAGAUGUCUUGAGGAGCCGCCAGAUCGAGGUUCACUGUGCCGACUGUAACGCCAACUCUUACGCUGCAUUCUCUUUCAAGUGCAUCAAAUGUAAUGAGGUAGGAGCGGUCCUUUCUCACAUACGUGGUAAUUGGGAGCAUGCUGAGUGUAGUGUCUGCUUAGAUGAGCACACCACAUACCUUUUUGAUUUUGGUUGCCGUCAUUUGGUCUGCCGUCAGUGCUUAUAUGAAUGCUUAGCCUUCGCGCUGAAGGAAGGUCGCUUCGUUUUUCGCCCACUCUUCGGCUAUACAAUCGCCUGCCCAUAUCCAGGCUGUGAAAGGUGUAUCGCUGAUGCGCACCAUUUUCGAAUAUUGGGUAACGAGAAGUACCAGCAGUAUCAAAAAAUUGCUGCUGAGAAACUUGUUGAGCUGGACGAUCGAGGGGUAUUUUGUCCUUAUCCUGAUUGUAAUUCAUCGUUUUUUUGGGAGAUUGAAAACGAUGACGGGAAAACGUCGUGUCCAGAUUGCCUUCGUCUUUUCUGCAGGCUUUGCAAAUCUGCUGAUUGUGUCUGCGGUGGAGACGAUCCGACAACAAUCACCAUACAAGCCACGACCAAAAAAUGUCCCGGCUGUAAGGUGAACACCGAGCGGAACGAAGGUUGCACUCAUAUCCAUUGCACCAACUGUGGCAUGGACUGGUGUUUCAUAUGUGUCGGACCGUGGACCGAAGAUUGUCAAUGGAAUCAUUGGUUUGAUUGA